CGAAGCCCUUCUCCGGGACCUCAAAAUCCUGCGGGGCUGCUUCUUGUUCCUAGACGCAUGGACUAAACAUCGUUGGACGGGCAAGAUCGUUGGGGACUCAACACGAGAUGAGCUUACACACACGUGCUUUUACCCGACAUUCUCUGCUAGAUCUAUUAUGCAGGGAUAGCAUCCCAAGGAACUGGCCGACACUGAAAGGCCAAGCCAGAUCAACAAUCGUCUUGGCCAGACUAUAGGACUCUCCGCGUGGGCGACACAAUCAUGUGCUCAACUUUGUCCUGGACCUCGUCAAUGCUGAAGCUUCUGGCGUGUUCUGACGUAUAUGUUUCCAUGCUACCACCAGACUUCUAUCAGCCUUCGCACAAGGACAGGCAGCUGUACCGUACGCAGGCGUGUGUCCCAUUCGACCUAAAUCCUUAGAUUGGGGACAUGAGCAAGCGUAUAAAAGAUAGCUCGCCUUUCUCCAGACUCCCCAUCACCAAGAGCCCGCCUCUUCUGUAUCAUCCCAGCCUCCAACCAGCCCUCUGUCACCAUCGCGAUGUUCCCCUCCAAGGCCCUCCUCUCCCUCUGCAUUCUCGCGACCGCGGCCUCCGCCUCGCCUGUCAAGCGCGAGUCCAAAGCCUCGCUCUCCUUUGCCACCCGCUUCAAGCAGCUCGACAAGGGCCAGACUAUCGCCGAUAUUGACCGUGCCCGUGCUUCCUCCCUCAAGGCUUCCGGCCACGCCAAGCGCGACGGUACUGUCAGCAUCACGAAUGCCGUGGUCACAUAUACUGCCAGCGUUGGUGUCGGUUCGCCCGCUACCCAAUAUAACCUCUUGAUUGAUACUGGGUCGUCGAACACCUGGCUCGGAGCCGACACCGCGUACAGUCCUACGUCCUCCUCCUCGGACACCGGUAACACCGUCAGCGUCAGUUACGGAUCUGGCUCCUUCUCUGGAGAGGAGUACACCGACACCGUUACUCUCGGUGACGGUCUCGUCAUCAAGAAACAGUCCAUCGGUGUCUCUUCUUCCGCUCAGGGCUUCCAGGGCGUCGACGGGAUCCUCGGUAUUGGCCCCGUCGACCUCACCCAGGGCACCGUCUCCAGCACCGACUCCGUUCCCACUGUGACCGACAACCUCUACUCUCAGGGCACGAUCAGCACCGAGUCAAUCGGCAUCUAUUUCGCCCCUGCCGCGGGGGACGACUCGACCGGGGAGCUUAGUUUCGGCGGCCCCGACAGCUCCAAGACGACCUCGGACGUCGCCUACGUCCCGCUCACGUCCACAUCCCCCGCGUCGUACUACUGGGGCAUCGACCAGUCCAUCACCUACGGCUCGCAGACGAUCCUCGACUCGACCGCCGGCAUCGUCGACACCGGCACGACCCUUGUCCUCAUCGCGUCCGACGCGUUCCAGAAGUACCAGGAGGCGACGGGUGCGAAGGCUGACUCCGCCACCGGCCUGCUGAAAAUUACCAGCGCCCAGUACAGCAAACUCCAGGACCUCAACUUCAACAUUGGCGGCACAGAUUACCCGCUCACCGCGAACGCGCAGAUCUUCCCUCGCUCUCUGAACACCCAGAUCGGCGGCGACGCCAACUCGAUCUAUCUCAUCGUGGCCGACAUCGGAACCGAGUCUGGCCAGGGUCUCGACUUCAUCGACGGAUACUCGUUCCUCGAGCGCUACUACUCGGUCUACGAUACCACCAACUCCCAGUUCGGUAUCGCUAAGACCGCCAACACCGAUGCCACCUCCAAUUAGUUGUAUCGAUGUAAAUUCAUUUCUUUAUGGGACUUUGGUGGUCGUUUCAGCCUUGGUUAUCUGGGAGCUGCACAGUUGUACUACGGGUGUAGCAUUAACUGUAGCCAUUCCAAAACAAUGUUUGUGUUCAGCAUUCCCUUCUUGUCAAUGACAUGAGCAUCGAAC
Coniophora puteana RWD-64-598 SS2 is the source of this 1906-nucleotide messenger RNA. Its product is annotated as acid protease. Gene Ontology annotation, biological process: proteolysis. Gene Ontology annotation, molecular function: aspartic-type endopeptidase activity. The record is from RefSeq and is a predicted model, not a curated record. The transcript is spliced from 4 exons. Bases 539 to 1741 code for a protein of 400 amino acids. Lineage: Eukaryota; Fungi; Basidiomycota; Agaricomycetes; Boletales; Coniophoraceae.